GUUUGAUUGAAAUCUUGAACUCUAAACAUUCAUCAUCUACAUACGCCGCAAGUUCGCCCAUCGCUGUCGAUAACCCCAAUAAAAAUGGAUUCAUCAAAAGCUCCCGUCAAACUUGCUAAAGUCAUCAAGGUUCUUGGACGCACCGGCUCCCGUGGUGGAGUCACGCAAGUCCGUGUCGAAUUCAUGGAUGACACUACGCGAACAAUUAUCCGUAACGUCAAGGGUCCUGUGCGGGAGGAGGAUAUCCUUGCACUUCUUGAGAGUGAGCGUGAAGCUCGCCGCUUGCGUUAGAUCUCCCACUUUUGCAAUGAUCCAGUCUUAUAUGUUCCACAUGCUCAAUGAGCUUGACAACUUACUAUAUGGCGGUGCCCGAGUGUAGUCAGCCAAUGAAAAUCAUUUAUCGUUCAUCCUGCUGUCUUGGCUACCGCGCGGGAAUUUCUCAGCGGCUAUUUAUACGCCAGCUGCCACCGGCUCACUACCUCGAGCUCGCUGGCGACAAUGUAUGAAUAUGAAUAUUUUACUAGGGUUCGGCGUUGCUUUGCUCCGUUGCAUGUGGGUCAUGCCCUUCUUAAUGCUUUCAAUGUUGAACCACGGGCGAAGAAGGUACGUUCUAAAUGCACGUGCUAGUUCUUCCAUGAAUGAAGACGAUGCUAAAAAGAAAAGGGUAGUCUUAUCUUUGACUCAAGUAUCGUGAGUAUCAGCCAAAAUGGCUGACAGUCUCGUAUAACAUGUUUCUUGACACCACAAGUUCGCUCGUCAUUCCAAGUUUCUCAUUC
This is a messenger RNA of Suillus fuscotomentosus, 776 nucleotides long. Its product is annotated as 40S ribosomal protein S28. Gene Ontology annotation, biological process: maturation of SSU-rRNA; ribosomal small subunit assembly; translation. Gene Ontology annotation, cellular component: cytosolic small ribosomal subunit; ribosome. Bases 85 to 291 code for a protein of 68 amino acids. Gene Ontology annotation, molecular function: structural constituent of ribosome. The record is from RefSeq and is a predicted model, not a curated record. The transcript has 4 exons. Lineage: Eukaryota; Fungi; Basidiomycota; Agaricomycetes; Boletales; Suillaceae.